Leptopilina boulardi is the source of this 1192-nucleotide messenger RNA. RefSeq lists its product as uncharacterized. The coding region runs from base 93 to 554 and encodes 153 amino acids. The record is from RefSeq and is a predicted model, not a curated record. The transcript is spliced from 2 exons. NCBI's taxonomy places the organism in Eukaryota, Metazoa, Arthropoda, Insecta, Hymenoptera, Figitidae.
UCAAGUGCGUAUUUCGUUCCGUCGAGCUAUUACGGUAGUUAAACGUAUUUGCAAUUAUUACUUAUAUAUAAAGUCUAAAUUAAUUUGCAAAAAUGAGUUCUGACAGUGAAAACGAACAGUGUACACCACCAGAUAUUCGAAAAAUUGCUGGAAGUGUCGUUGCAGGUUUAUUACCUACAAAAUCGAAAGCAAUCUAUGAAUCUGCGUACAACGCAUAUUCAGAAUGGAAAAAAUCGAGAAACGUAAAUGCGACAUCAGAAUCGACUCUCCUCGUAUAUUUCGACGAAUUAUCAAAAAAAUAUAAAUCGACGACUUUGUGGUCUCUACAUUCAAAACUAAAAAGCACCAUUAAGAUCAAAGAAAAAGUUGAUAUUGACAAAUACAAAGCAUUGUCUGCUUUCAUGCAUUCCCAUUCUCGAGGACAUAUCAACAAACAAGCUUACGUUUUGACAACAGAAGAACUGAACACGUUUUUAACAACUGCCCCAGAUAUUAAAUACCUCGCAGCAAAAGGGGCUUCGCACCCGGAACCCCCCACCGAGGCUCCGCGAUGAACUGACAAAUGUUGAAAUUGACCACAUUAAGGAACAAGGUAGUCUACUCCAAGUUCAAGUACCGAAGACUAAAACGCUACAACCACGAUCAUUUGUCAUUCCUGAAGCUUACGUGAAACCUGUUAAAGAAUAUCAGGCGCUUCGUCCGCAAAGCACAAACACGAAUCGCUUCUUCCUAAACUAUCAAAAUGGCAAAUGUACAUCCCAAGUCAUAGGAAAAAACAAAUUUUCGCGAAUGCCUAAGGACAUCGCAUCGUUUCUUCAUUUGCCCGAUGCUGAGAAAUAUACUGGACAUUCUUUCCGACGUACUUCAGCAACAGUGCUUGUUGACGGCGGAGCAAAUAUCAAAACACUGAAGAGGCACGGAGGUUGGAAGCCCAACACUGUAGCUGAGAGAUAUAUUGCUCAAUCAUUCGCCAAUAAGAAACAAAUUGGGGACAUCAUAGGAUCUUCAAUAAAUCUACAAUCCGAGACAAAUGAAAAUCUGGAAUCAGAACUAUCAACGCAUAAACGUCCCAAGAAAACGGAUUCUUCGAGUUCAGGAACGUCUCCAUUGAAAGACAAUAAUCUGAACUCCGAAAACAAAGUGUUCCAUUUUUCAAACUGCUCUAAUGUUACAAUUCAUUAUAUUGUAAAAC